UUUAUGGAUAUUCUCCAGCUUCACUGUGAAUAAAUCGACGUCAACAACAUGUAUUCUGUACGGAAAAGAAGAAAACCGGCCCAGAAGGGAACCAAACCGGCCCCAGCUGAAAGUGCCAAGUCCAACCCAUCCAAACGGCACCGGGACCGCCUGAACUCGGAGUUGGACCGCCUGGCCAGCCUGCUGCCCUUCCCCCAGGACGUCGUCUCCAGCCUGGACAAACUGUCCAUCCUCAGGCUCAGCGUCAGCUUCCUGCGCACCAAGAACUUCUUCUCUGUGACUCUGAAGAACCAGCUGAAGAAGAGUAGUGAUGAAGGCAGAGCGUCUGAUGGGCACAUACCGGAGGGGGAGCUGCUGCUGCAGGCCCUGAAUGGCUUCGUGAUGGUGGUGACAGCGGACGGAACCGUCUUCUUCUGCUCUCACACCAUCCACGAUUACCUCGGCUUCCAUCAGACUGACGUGAUGCACCAGAGUGUGUUUGAGCUGAUCCACACUGAAGACCAGGAGGAGUUCAGGAGCAACCUGCACUGGGCCCUCAACCCCCCCAACAGCCUCGGCCCCCCCACAGACCCCUCAGCAGAUGGCGAGUCGGGAUCCUCCUCUUCCUGUCUGGUGAGCUACACCCCCGAGCAGCUUCCCCCUGAAAACUCCUCGUUCCUGGAGAGAGGAUUUGUCGUCCGCUUCCGCUGUUUGUUGGACAACUCCUCCGGAUUCCUGGCGUUGAACAUCCAGGGUCGCCUGAAGUUCCUCCACGGUCAGAGCGGGACGCAGAGCCACGGCGAGGGCAGCACCCCCCCUCAGCUCGCCCUGUUUGCCAUCGCCACGCCCCUCCAGUCCCCCGCCAUCCUGGAGAUCAGGACCAGGAACAUGAUCUUCAGGACCAAACACAAGCUGGACUUUACUCCCAUGGCCUGUGACGCCAAGGGUAAAAUAGUCCUGGGCUACACCGAGGCGGAGCUGAGAGCUCGAGGUUCUGGUUAUCAGUUCAUUCACGCUGCGGACAUGCUGUACUGCGCCGAAAACCACGUCAGGAUGAUGAAGACGGGCGAGAGCGGCCUCACCGUCUUCAGGCUGCUCACCAAGGAGAACCGCUGGAAGUGGGUGCAGGCCAACGCCCGGCUCGUGUACAAGAGCGGGAAGCCGGACUACAUCAUCGCCACGCAGAGGCCCCUGGUGGAGGAGGAAGGCGGGGAGCACCUGAGGAAGCGCUCCAUGCACCUGCCCUUCACCUUCGCCACGGGAGAGGCGAUGCUCUACCAGACGGGAUACCCGCUGCACGGCUUCCCCGACGCCUUCCAGGGCAAAUCCAGAGGCAGCAAGUCAAAGAAGGGUAAGCUGGACAAGAGCUCCUCCGAGGACCAGGACCCUAAGGGGCUGCUGGGAGCUCUGAUGAGCCAGGACACGUCGGUGUACGUGUGCCAGCCGGACCCCGAGCCCAGGAUGUCGUGCCACAGCGGGCUUUUCAGCGAGCAGCAGGACGGGGAGGAUUUUGGAGGCUUGAUGGGGGGAGACAGCUGGAGCCUCACCUCUAACGUGGAGAUGGGGGGAGGAACCACUUUAGGAUACGACCCGCUGCUGGCCACUCUGGACUCUCUGUCUAUAGACGGGGAGGAAACGUGCUCCAACAGCGAGCUCUUCAGCGCGUUGGAGAACCUGGGCCUGAACGCCGAGGACCUGGAGCUGCUGCUGCUGGACGAGAGGAUGAUGCAGGUGGAGCUGGGCCCCCACCACGUCCCCUCGCUCAGUGACCUCCUCUCCAACAACGAGAUCCUCUCCUACAUCCACGACUCUCUGGAGAGCGGCACAGAAGGAGACUCCGCUCAGCCAGGCUCCCAGCAGGCGGCGCUCCCACCAGCAGCUCCACCCAUCAUGCAUCUGUCGCAGCAGAUGCAGCAGCACAUCAGUGCAGGCGAGCUGGGGAAAGCUGCUCAGAUCACAGCGGACAGCAAGACUUUAACUAACGGGCACUGGAACCACCAUCACCACCACACUGCGCCCAAAGCCUUGCAUCUAAACGGUGGACAUAAACAUCAGCCGGACUCCAGUCAGCAGUGGCAGCUCCAGCAGCCCUCGCUCCACCUCCACUUCCAGAAUCAGCUCCCAACAAACGGAUCUUACAUCACAAACGGACACUCUGCCUUCCCUCCCAACGUGGAGGCGGGAUACAACGGCGUCUCGGCGCUGAAUGGCGUCUCCUCUGCGGACGUCUGUCACUACCAGAGUUUGAUGACUCAGCAAAAACACCAGCAGCCAUGUUUGUCCCAGUGUCCGGCGCAGAGCUCCACCCUGGAGCUGGAGCAGCUGCUGGGUCUGUCCCCCCCGCAGCACAGCCUGCAGACGUUAGAGGCCUACAGCAUGUUCAACGGCAGCACACAGGACUCCACACACAGCAAGCUGGAGAACGGUUGCCUCCUCGCCGCCACCAACGCAGCGUACAUCCGGACGUGUCUGAUGCCCAACGGAAACGGAGUGACGACACGCGACCUCCCCGAGCCGCUGCCCGCGCUGCCGGACCCUCUGAAGUCUGGAUUCUUCCUCUGAAAGGAUGAGGAAGAGUAACUGAGGGUGUGAAGAAGGAAAGGAAGGUACACAAGCAAAGACAGACCAACUCUUUUUGAUUUAACAUUAAAAGAGGGAAGGGAAAAAGGACUUCAUAUCUGGUUUCUGCCUUGGAACCGAUAAGGCCACUGAAGGAAGAUGUUUUUAUAUCCGUCACACUGCGUAUUCAUAUAUUGGUAGUCGUGCGAUCACUGAGUUUAAUUUUCAUGUUUGGAAAAGAUUUGUGUUCUUGUAGCCAAAACUCAUUGCUGUCUGAUCUGUAUAUACACACUAGUAAAGUCCGGAAGAGAAGAGUACGAAAAGCAACCUACCCAGAUUAAUAACAUAAUAAUUAUAAUAAAUAUAAUUAAUAUAAAUGUCCCUUAUAUCUUGCUGUAGAAGAUAGACUUCAGCGAGGUGGGUAACUUCAUUAAACUGGUCUCUAUGUUAUAUUAAAAAUAACUGCAGUUAACAGGCUACUAAAAAAACACCAAUGGAGAUUUUAUAACAUUUUCAUUUGUGUGUGCAAAUAAGACUUUAACUUAUGCUACGAUACAUGAUAUACCGGUAAAUGAAGAAGCUGCUGCACACUUUCUUUCCUCGUACGCGGAUGUUAAUCAUAUAGACAGAGAGAUUUGGACUGAAUACCAACAGAUAUUAAAUGUGUGUUAGUAGAUGUACAUUAGAUGUAGGUGAGUAGAUGUCCUGGUGCUUCAACUAAACAGCAUUUCAUUCUUAUAUAUUGUUGAUGAGAUUCAAACGGAUGGUGAAAAUCAGAGCGUUUUAUUGGUUUCUCCUGAAGCUGCAUUGAGCCGCCUCGAGGUCGACACGAUGUUGUGCACUUACCUGUAUAUUAGAGACUUUAUCAGAGGGUCUGAUUUGUCCGUCAGCAGGUCUGAAAUCAAAGCAUUUUUGUUUCCUGAGCAGAGACAGUGUGAAAUGUCCCAUAAUGCCUUGUGUCACUUCCUCCUCCUGCAGAGUGCACUUACAGCACACAGUCAUCCAUUAGGAAAUCAGUGUAAAUAAUAGAUUACAACAAGAGAAGGCCGGAGAGGAAGUGCAGGGAAGUAUUUCUCAAGUUUUCCCGCCAUCCCAGACGAUUCAGAGGGUACAUACAUGCACUUCAAUGUUUUUCAUUUCAUAUCUGGCUAUUAUAUGUGUGGGGAUUUAAAGUAAGAGACUCAAACCAAACUAAGCUGUUCAGACAUUAUACAUUUCUGCUUCAUGCAGGGUUUGAAAUGUCCUUCUUUAUUCGUACUGUAAUUAAUAACAAACCAGAUAAGAUAACAAAAUCAAGAAUCAUAACCACGUCCAUCAGUGGGAAAUGCUGCGUUCAUGUCACGUCAGAUUCGCACUGGAUAAAUCUAUUAGUUAAUAUAUCAAUAACGAUAAAUAUCCUGAUAUAUAUAUAUAUUUAUAUUUAGCUGGUUACUUAAAUAAAAAUGACUAAUGAAAGGUAUUUUCUCAAUUAAAGAACUUGAGUGCAAAAUGGACAUGCAAUAAAGGCCUAGAUCAAUCACGAAAGGAACAAUAUAGGAAAAUAAAAACUCAUUUGUAUCGGUUUUACGAAAUAUAUUGUCAUAUCAGCCAGCCUUAAGUCCGAUGUACUGUAAGUAACAUAAACGGCUUCUUAAAGGUAGGGUAGGUAAGAAUGGAGAAACCAGCUUGUUGAGUGCGCUAGAAUUUGAAAGUAUACAACCGGAAAAUAUCUGCCACUUCCAUCAGACUUCCUUACAGAGCCCCUCCUCCAACGGACGCGCACAUGACCAAUGAGGGCACGAGAUAAGUUUGUGCACGA
Notothenia coriiceps (black rockcod) is the source of this 4336-nucleotide messenger RNA. It is a transcript of the gene ahr1b, whose product is annotated as aryl hydrocarbon receptor 1b. Gene Ontology annotation, biological process: regulation of transcription by RNA polymerase II; response to xenobiotic stimulus; xenobiotic metabolic process. The transcript is spliced from 11 exons. Gene Ontology annotation, cellular component: nucleus; aryl hydrocarbon receptor complex. Gene Ontology annotation, molecular function: protein dimerization activity; transcription cis-regulatory region binding; nuclear receptor activity. NCBI's taxonomy places the organism in Eukaryota, Metazoa, Chordata, Actinopteri, Perciformes, Nototheniidae. The record is from RefSeq and is a predicted model, not a curated record. Bases 49 to 2541 code for a protein of 830 amino acids.